Messenger RNA from Zea mays, 2447 nucleotides. RefSeq lists its product as uncharacterized. The record is from RefSeq and is marked validated. Lineage: Eukaryota; Viridiplantae; Streptophyta; Magnoliopsida; Poales; Poaceae. Bases 338 to 2173 code for a protein of 611 amino acids. Gene Ontology annotation, biological process: protein phosphorylation. Gene Ontology annotation, molecular function: ATP binding; protein kinase activity. The transcript has 8 exons.
CGCUCGCGUCCGGGUCCGGCUACCCCGCGCACCAGCACCAGUAGACUCCACUACUCCCGCCGCCGCCCCAGCCACACACUGGCUGGCACUGGCAGCAGGUGCAGCCGUGCGAGCGCUCCUACUCCAACAAUCCCCUUCUCCUCUCGCGGCCCGGGCCGGCACGGGUCGCAUUCCUUCCCGUCCGACCGAGCAAGCAGGCGCAGGCGCAGGCCUCCCAAUUCCCCUCCCCACCCCCACCAGCCACCAAAAAAAGCGAGCAGCGCACCACUAGCUCGCCGAGCACCGUACGAGUACGAUACGAGUGCGCAGCGAGGAAGCACGCGCGGGACCGGCCGCGAUGUCGACGUCGCCGCCGCCGGCCACUUCCCCGCCCGGCGCGCCGCCCAACGGUACGGCCUCGCCCACUGCCGCGCCGCCGCCGCCGCUGCCGCCAGCACCGUCCAACUCCUCCUCCCCGACGCCCGCGACGCCGACAGGCGCUCCCCCCACCGCUCCCGCGCCGCCCUCCACCGACUCUCCGGCGCCGCCAGGGACGCCGCCCGCCCCAGUGUCCCCGAACGCGGCCGCGCUCCCCGCGCCCGGAAGGGCGACGCCGGCCUCGGCCUCGCCGCCGACGCCCUCCUCCUCUGGGUCGGGGCUUACCACGUCCGUCGUUGUGGGGAUCGCGGUCGGCGGCUUCGCCGUGCUGCUCCUCGGCUGCCUGUUCUGCCUCUGCCUCUUCAGGAGCAACAAGAGGAGCCGGAGGCGGCACCGCCACCACCCGCCACCGCCGCCGCCGCCCCACCUCUUGCACUACUACGGCCACCCGCCGCCGCCGCCGCCGCCUCCGCACAAAGGGGAUCAGCACCAAAGCUGGCAGCAUAACGCCCCUCCACCACCCCCUGAUCAUGUUAUCAAGAUCAAUUCACAUCCUACCCUUCCGCCGCCUCCGCAUAACGUACAUAGCAGUGGUUCCGCUUCGAACCACUCGGGUGGUGAGAGCCGCCCUGCGCUGUCGCCUGGCACUGCCCUUAGCUUUUCAAGGAGCACAUUCACUUACGAGCAGCUGAUGACAGCAACGAAUGGGUUUUCUGACGCUAAUCUGCUGGGGCAAGGAGGUUUUGGGUUUGUUCACAAAGGAGUGCUACCAGAUGGCACAGAGGUUGCCGUUAAGCAGUUAAGAGAUGGCAGUGGCCAGGGAGAGCGCGAGUUCCAGGCUGAAGUUGAGAUUAUCAGCAGAGUACAUCACAAGCAUCUUGUAUCCUUGGUUGGCUAUUGCAUUUCUGGAGCCCACAGGUUGCUCGUCUACGAGUUUGUUCCAAACAAUACAUUGGAAUUCCACUUACAUGGAAGAGGCAGACCAACCUUGGAUUGGCCAACAAGACUAAAAAUUGCUUUGGGUUCUGCGAAGGGAUUGGCAUAUCUUCAUGAAGAUUGUCAUCCUAAGAUUAUUCAUCGUGACAUAAAGGCCUCAAAUAUUCUUCUCGAUCUAAGAUUUGAAGCUAAGGUGGCAGAUUUUGGACUUGCAAAAUUCACUUCUGAUGCAAACACCCACGUUUCAACCAGAGUGAUGGGCACAUUUGGGUAUCUAGCACCUGAGUAUGCUGCUUCUGGCAAGCUCACUGAGAAAUCAGAUGUCUUCUCUUUUGGAGUAAUGCUUCUUGAGCUAAUAACUGGGCGGCGCCCUGUAAAUUCAAGACAAGCGGACGACAACCUGGUUGACUGGGCAAGGCCUCUGAUGAUAAAAGCAUUUGAGGAUGGUAAUCAUGAUGCUCUAGUGGACCCCCGGCUGGGAAGUGAGUACAAUGAUAAUGAGAUGGCGAGGAUGAUAGCCUGCGCAGCUGCAUGCGUCCGGCAUUCUUCACGGCGGCGGCCACGGAUGGGUCAGGUCGUCCGGGCGCUGGAAGGCGACGUAUCUCUGGACGACCUGAACGAGGGCGUGCGGCCCGGGCACAGCCGGUUCGUGGGGUCGUACGGCAGUUCGACGUCCGACUACGACACCAGCCAGUACAAGGAGGACCUGAAGAAGUUCCGGAAGAUGGCGCUGGGCGGCAGCGGGCUCCAGAGCAGCAGCGCGCAGACGCCGACGAGCGAGCACGGGGAGAACCCGUCGGUGUCGGUGUCGAGCAGCGACGGCGACGGCGGCGGAGGAACCGGCGAGGAGCGUGAAGACAGACGGCAGGCAGCGUCGUGAGGCGUGAGGCGUGCCCAGCCUACGGCCCCCGCGCAUGCAUCUGUAGAUCCUAGUCCUCUCGACAUCGCUACGUACAUGUCUAAUUGAUAGCUGACCUGUGGCCGGGAGGCGGGACUACUGAGAGAUUCAUGAUUGCUUUCUUUUCUUUUGUGUGUGUGAUUCUCUUGGUGGGUACACUGGUCUCAUGCAUGCGAUCUCUGUAUAAAUUCACCGACUCUUUAGGAACUGAUUACUAUUGGCUAUUCGUAUAUUAUGAGUAUACUCAGUGUUGCAC